AUGUUCCGACCAACCCGACUACCCCGAAUCCAGCUUCUGAAGCCACUCUUCUCUAGGCGCUUUCUCAGCUACACAAUCGCCGAGGCCUACAGCGCGAAGCCCCGGCCACCUCACCAGCAGUCCAAACCUCCGGCUGGAGAAAACAGACCGCCUACCGGAGAAGAUGCAUUUUUCCAUGUUUCGCUGAGCAAGACGGACUCGCCCGAUUCAUACACAUACAGCAACACGGCGUUUGGCGUCACCGACGGCGUGGGCGGCUGGGCAGAAAUGGGAGUCAAUUCCUCCGAUUUCAGCUACUACCUAUGCCACGAGAGCUCCAAUCUGGCUGUGGAGAAGGCUAAGGAGAUCGAGAAGGAGCCUGCAUUCGCUGAAAAGCCCCUAGCCUCACUCAUUUCCCCCAAACAGCUGCUCACCAACGCCUACAACAAGAUUGUCCGGGAAAAGACCGUCAAGGCAGGAGGAAGCACAGCAUGCAUUGGGGUCGCUGGUCAGGACGGCCAGGUGGCUGUUGCCAACCUCGGAGACUCCGGAUUCAUGGUUUUCCGUAACGGCAAGCUUGCUGGAGGCUCGAAAGCGCAGACUCAUGCCUUCAACACCCCUUACCAGCUGGCUAUCAUCCCUGAUGAACUCAAGCGAAGUGAUGAACGACAGGGUCUGCGUCACAUUGAGGACACUCCCGCAAUGGCCGAUCAGUUCUCUUUCACUGCCGAGCCUGGGGAUGUCAUUGUGCUUGCUACUGACGGUCUCACCGACAACAUGAGCGCUCAGGACACCCUCAAGAUUGUCAACGAAACCAUGCUGGAGCACGGAUCGUGGAUCAAGGACGACAAGGAGGGCAUCAAGUCCAGCGGUGAACACAAGGGUGCCAUGGAUCUAGCGCGGCGAAUCGUGCUAAAGGCCAAGUCGCUAAGCACCAAUAAGCAGCAUCUUUCUCCGUUUGCCAAGGAGGUGCAGCAGGUGAUGAAAGUGCACUACAUGGGAGGCAAGCCCGACGAUAUCACAGUGCUUGUUGUUAUUGUCAAUGAAUAA
Molecule: messenger RNA, 1029 nt
Organism: Yarrowia lipolytica CLIB122
Lineage: Eukaryota; Fungi; Ascomycota; Dipodascomycetes; Dipodascales
Biological process (GO): protein dephosphorylation
Molecular function (GO): protein serine/threonine phosphatase activity
Source: RefSeq, a predicted model, not a curated record